Messenger RNA from Tachysurus vachellii, 4733 nucleotides. RefSeq names its product SH3-domain binding protein 4 (gene sh3bp4). Gene Ontology annotation, molecular function: protein binding. The coding region runs from base 317 to 3169 and encodes 950 amino acids. NCBI's taxonomy places the organism in Eukaryota, Metazoa, Chordata, Actinopteri, Siluriformes, Bagridae. The transcript has 5 exons. Gene Ontology annotation, cellular component: cytoplasm. The record is from RefSeq and is a predicted model, not a curated record.
CUCUGUGUGUCUCUGUGUCUGUUUGUGUCUCUCUGAGUCUCUCUCUGAGUCUCUCUGUGUCUCUCUGUGUGUCUCUGAGUCUCUUUCUGAGUGUCUCUGUGUCUCUCUGUGUGUCUCUGAGUCUCUUUCUGAGUCUCUUUCUGAGUCUCUGUGUGUUUCGGUGUCUCUCUGUGUCUCCUGGUGAAAUUGACCUGAAAAGUGGAAUUUUCAGAAGAGUGGAAUCAGAUUGAAUAAAACGCAACUGAUCACAGUUGGGAUUAGAAGAUGGUACAAGCGUCUUGACAGGAAAAGGAAAUAUGCUGCAGGAAAACUAGGCAUGGCUGCCCAUCGAAUUCGAGCAACAAAUAACAACAAUGCAAUACCUCGAUGCAAGUCCGAGGGAACACUGAUUGAACUGAGUUCUGGAGUGUCAGAAGCCGCGCUCUCUGAAGUUAAAGUACCCAGUCCUAGCACUUUACGACUGGAAGCUACCGCCUCGAUUGAAUCUGCUCGAGAAGUCAUUGCCAUUAAAGAUUACUGUCCAUCAAACUUCACCACCCUAAAGUUUUCUAAAGGGGAUCAUCUUUAUGUUCUUGACACAUCUGCGGGAGAGUGGUGGUAUGCUCAUAAUAACACAGAGAUGGGCUACAUCCCGGCAGCCUACGUCAAACCCGUCACGCAGGGAGAAUCUAUAUCCUGCGACAGUGGGAUGAUUGACAGCCUAGCAGACAUUUCUAACGAUGGGUCCAAAGCGCUAGAGCAACGUGGAGAGUGGCCGGAACACAUUAAACCUACAGUUCCUCAAAACGGAAACCCUUUCCUAAAGAAGCGGAUGUCUCUCAACCCAUUCCUUGAUGGCUCCUUGCUAACUGAUCAAAACAGUAUCCAGAGUUCCUCUCCAGACUCAAAAAACAGCAGCAGUAUUAACAUCAACAAAUUUGGAAGUAAUGUUAUGGAUUCGUAUUACUUGAACCCUGGCACAGAGAACGGUUCAGUCCUUAGAAGGAACAAUCCAUUUUAUAGAAGCAAGCGUUGUUACAGUUUGUCCGAACUGUCCAUUUUACAGUCGCAGGCAGAUGCACCUCCAGAAUUCCUGGGUUUUUUCGGAAGCUUGAAAGCACCUUCACCUGAGCAGUUUCAGAGUAGAGAAGACUUCAAAAAUGCCUGGUUAAACCACCGCAAGUUUACAAGGUCCUGCCAUGACCUAGAUUCUAUUGGGCAAAAUCCUGGUUGGGGUCAAACACAGCCAAUCGAGACCAACAUUGUGUGCAAACUGGACAGCUCAGGUGGUGCUAUUCAGUUACCAGACACUAGCAUCAGCAUUAUUGUACCCGAGGGCCAUGUUGCACCAGAUGAUACCCAGCAGAUAUCGUUAAAGGCCAUGCUGGACCCACCCUUGGAGCUUAACAAUGACAAUUGUACUACUGUGAGCCCAGUGGUGGAGAUUAAGCUUAGCAAUAUGGAAACAAAAACCACUUUAACAUUAGAGAUGAAAGUGUCUGUUGUGGUCAAGAUGGAGAGUCGACAAAAGGCAGAAGUGAUCUGUGUCCGCAGCGACUGCAAGGAUGGACCCUACGUUCCAGUUCCUCAUGUUUAUAUGUAUGGAGAUACAGUCCAGAUAACCUUGGACAAUCUAGAGCCUUGCAUGUAUGUAUCAGUGGUUGCUCAGGCCCAGGAUGUUGCCCCAUACAACACAGUCUGGGAGCAUGUUGUAAAAAAGGUUACGCUUGGCGUAUACGGUCCUAAGCAUAUCCAUCCAUCCUUUAAGACAGUUGUUGCCAUGUUUGGCCAUGAUUGUGCCCCAAAAACAUUAUUAGUAAGUGAAGCUAAAAUGCAGUCCCACUGUAUUCCACCAUUAUCCCUCCAACUCUGGGGAAAACACCAGUUUGUACUUGCAAAGCCUCAAGAUCUUAAGGUUGGUGUGUAUUCUAACAUUUCAAAUUUUGAAGCGAAAAUUAGCGAUCAGACAAGGGUGGUGAGGAGUUUUCAGCUGAAACUUGGCAAAGUAUCGCGCCUCAUCUACUCCAUAUCUGCUCGAGAUCCAGACAACAUCACGGACUUCACUUUGCGCAUUCAGGUUAAAGAUGAUAAGGACUGCAUCCUUGCCCAGUUCUGCGUUCAGACGCCAACCCCUACACCGAAGGUUGCGACGAGCUCCACGCAGAGGCGCUUUUUAAAGAAAAAGGAAAUGCACAAAACCGUACUUUCACCUCUUCUAGGAGUCACAAAAUAUCCUAUGUUUCAGGACAGACCAGUCACAAAUAUAAAGUUUGGAAAGUUGCUAAAGACUGUCCUUAGACAGACCAAGAGCCAGUAUUUGCUGGAGUAUGUAAAAGGGGAUGUGAUGGCACUUUUGAGUGAAGAAAAAAUCAAACUUAAAGGCCAUCUUUGGACCAAGGAGUGGUACAUUGGAUACUAUCAUGGCAGAAUUGGAUUGGUGCAUACGAAGAACAUUCUUAUAAUGGGAAAAGUCAAACCAGUUAAUAUCAAGGGGCCUGAGCUGACCUCUACUGUUCUUUUAGACCAAAUUCUAAUCCCCUGCAAAUGUCUCACUUACAUGUAUUCUUCAUUGAGGACUAUACUGAUGGAAAACUUAAAUAGCUGGAGAGCAUUUGCUGAUGCCUUGGGCUACGUCAACCUUCCUCUGGCUCACUUUUGUCGUACGGAGCCGAGCAGCGAGCCAGAAAAAGUUGCCUGUGUUCUUGAGAAGUUGAAAGAAGACUGCGAGACAUCUGAAGAAAAGCAAAGGAAAUCUUUCCAAAAGGAGCUCUUCAUGGCCCUGUUGAAACUGGACUGUCAAGGGCUGGUGGCUCGGCUGCUGAAGGACUUUGCGCUCCUGACUGCAGCAGUGGAAGUGGCAGAGCGCUGGAGAGAGCUUGCAGAAAAACUGGCCAAAGUGUCACGCAAACAGAUGGAAUCGUACGAGGCUCCUUACCGAGGCACAGAUGGUGUGAUAGAGAAAGAGGCCAUGUGGAAGCCGGCGUAUGAUUUCCUGGUAACGUGGGCAGCCCAGAUAGGCGACAGUUACAGAGACGUACUCCAGGAUCUUCACACCGGCCUCGACAAAAUGAAGAACCCCAUCACCAAGCGCUGGAGGCACUUAACAGGAACACUCAUCCUCAUCAACUGCCUGGACCUGUUACGUAGCAGUGCCUUUAGCACCGCCCCCCAGGACGACUGUGCGGUAUAGACUUCAUACGAAAAUGACAAACUAUUACAGUGAUAUAUCUGUGAUAUAUCUCAUGUUCAUAGUGGCACCAGCGGCAAAUUCCAUGACAUAGCAUUACCCAUAAUGCUCAGUGCUCAGUGCUGUUAGUAGAGUAGUUACUUUAUCAACUCCUGAGAGGACUGAGGGCUCAAGUCUGCAUGACUAUAGAUAUUCCUUUCAAUAUACUGUAUAAUAAUACAGUGGUGUCUAUAAAUUAAGAAAUACACGCAAUCAAAAGCUAAAUCAAAUUCCAAUUGUUUGGAGACUCUUAACACUUGGUGCAAGACAAGUGGCCACUUCUGCACACUCCAUAGACACAGUAGGAGUGAACAGGGAAAAUUACACACACACAGAUACACACACAGAUAAAUAUAUACAUAUUUUUUUUCAACCUUUUUCCGCCGGGGCUAAAUCAAUCUAAAAUCAUCAAUUCUAUCAAUCAUCAAACCCAUGACCUUGCAGAACCUCACAGCUGGAUAAUAUGAAGAUCUCUAAAUAUCUAAACUGCGAUCAGGUACAGCGCUGUACGCUGUCGUGGCAUCACAAUAAACACCGAGUACAAUAAGUACUGACCAACUCCUCUUUUACUCACCAUAACACAUUGGUAAUGGGGGAUGUGGUAGCCUAGUGGUUAAGGUGUUGGUCUACCAAUAGGAAGAUUGGGAAUUUGAAUUUGAAUCCCAGGUCCAUCGAGCUGCCGCUGCUGGGAUCCUGAGCAAGGCCCUUAACCCUCAGUUGCUCAGUUGUAUAAAAUGUAAGUCGCUCUGGACGCUAAGGGCGUCUGGUAAAUGUCAUAAAGAUAUGAAUGAUAUGAGGUAAAAUAGGUCAUUUUAUACAGUACAUAAAGUUAUUUUAUAUAUAUAGUAUAUAUAUAUAUAUAUAUAUAUAUAUAUAUGUGUGUGUGUAUGUAUAUAUAUAUUGUAUAUGUGCAUUGAAAGCAGCACAAAGGCGGAGAGAGUCGAGGUGACAUCUCAGAUGCUUUUUUAAAAGCUUUGUGCGUUUCUCUGAUUUUAUGCAGAGUUCUGUCCAUAUCCAUGUCACUUCUGGGAUCUCCAGAUUUCUUCUGUCUCCCAAAAAAAAAAAAAAAAAAUGGUAUGUAAUCCAGACGAUAAAAACUACUGACUGAACAAUCAUCAGACGUCCAGUUGUGUCAACAAAGAAUGUUAAACUGUUCGAGAGUAAAAGGCCAUCAUGGUAUUCACACCAUGAGUGCUAUGGGUAUUAAUCCAGAGUUCCUAUCAAUUUUACAUAUUUGUCUACAUCUGACACAUAUUUUCACAUUUUAUACCACUUUUUAGCUCAAGUAAGAUGUUUCUCUCAAGACUCUUGAUGCUCAUGAACUACCAAAAACCAAACCACACACACACACACACACAAACGUUACUUAUUACCAUUAUCUACAUACUUGUAUUAAUACUUGUGUUACACAUACAUAGUGUUUGUGUUACACAUUCAAAUGACUGAAAGCACGAAAACUAAAAUACUGCUUGAAAUAUGUGCCAAAUACUGUAUUUUAUAUAAAAGUAAAUCCACCCAAUGGAAUUGA